UCAACCAUGGGAUGGCUUUUAGAGGAGGAACCCUUAAGCCAUAAUCAGAAUUAUUUCUAUAAAAAUAGUGUGUCCUCAGAGGACUCAUUGCCCCAUCAAUUCUCUUCACCACAGCCACAGGUUGAGGUUGAAAGGUCUACUUCACCAUCCCCAGACUCUACCAUGGUCAAGAAGCUUAACCACAACGCUAGUGAACGUGAUCGCCGCAAGAAGAUCAAUGGUUUGAUUUCUUCACUUCGUUCACUUCUUCCAGUGGCAGAUCAAACGAAGAAAAUGAGCAUUCCUGUAACAAUUUCGCGAGUCUUAAAAUACAUACCCGAGUUACAAAAGGAGGUGCAAGAACUAACGAAGAAAAAAGAGGAGCUUCUAUGGAGAAUUUCUCAGCAAGGAGAUGCAUUUAUCAAAGAAUUUCAAAGGGAAAUUACCCACUACGAUUCUGGUUUUGUUGUUUCAACAAGUAGACUAAACGAUAGUGAGGCCGCCUUUAACAUUUCUUCUCAUGAGGUUCACAAUAAGGCUCCACUCUCUGAAAUUUUGCACUUUUUAGAAAAUAAUGGGCUCUUUCUGCUAAACGCUUCUUCUACUGAAACCUUUGGAGGGAGGGUCUUCUACAAUUUGCAUUUCCAUGUGGAAAAAACUUAUAGAUUAGAGUCCGAGAUUCUAAUUGAGAAGCUUUUGUCAAUAUAUGAGAAGAGGCAAAGGGUUUUCUAA
This is a messenger RNA of Abrus precatorius (Indian licorice), 711 nucleotides long. Its product is annotated as transcription factor ORG2-like. The transcript is spliced from 3 exons. The record is from RefSeq and is a predicted model, not a curated record. Gene Ontology annotation, biological process: regulation of transcription by RNA polymerase II. Lineage: Eukaryota; Viridiplantae; Streptophyta; Magnoliopsida; Fabales; Fabaceae. Bases 7 to 711 code for a protein of 234 amino acids. Gene Ontology annotation, cellular component: RNA polymerase II transcription regulator complex. Gene Ontology annotation, molecular function: RNA polymerase II transcription regulatory region sequence-specific DNA binding; protein dimerization activity; DNA-binding transcription factor activity, RNA polymerase II-specific.